Molecule: messenger RNA, 528 nt
Organism: Botrytis deweyae
Lineage: Eukaryota; Fungi; Ascomycota; Leotiomycetes; Helotiales; Sclerotiniaceae
Exons: 2
Coding region: 1-528 (175 amino acids)
Biological process (GO): translation
Cellular component (GO): ribosome; mitochondrion
Molecular function (GO): structural constituent of ribosome
Source: RefSeq, a predicted model, not a curated record
AUGCCCAUCCAAAAAGCAGUCAAAGCAGCUGCCCACGCCUCGCGGCAAAUAAACGCCGUCGUCGUAUCGAGCGGUCUCAUGGAAAAAACCGUCAAAGUAAGGAUCGGUACGCAAGUAUGGAAUGAGCAUUUGCAAAAGAAAUUCAACUCCAAAACCCACCUCCUCGUCCACGACCCCCGCUCCUCCCUCACAACCGGCGACAUCAUAACCAUCACCCCAGGCCACCGCACCUCCAAAACCGUCCACCACGUCGUCUCCUCCAUCAUCGCCCCCUUCGGCCGUCCCAUUUCCGAGCGUCCCCCCAUCCCCACCGCCGAAGAACGCAUGGCGGCCCGCGAGCGCAAACUAAUGGCAAAGCAUAUUCGCAAGGGGAGUUGGAGUCGCUGGGGCUUUGAGCGCGAUCCCAGGGGGAUCGAGGGCAGUGAGUGGUUUGUGGAGGGCUUUGCCGAGGGGAAGAAGCCAAAGGAUGAGGUGAUUCAGGCAGAGGAGUCGGCGAAUGGGAAUGGGGAGGAACUAAGGCUUGUGUAG